CAUCUACACGUUAAUGUGAAUAAGUAAAAACGUAAGAAGUCACAGAUGGCUGUCUCAAAUCAACAACCGGUGCAGUGAACGAGCGAAGUGACGCGGUUAUGUACGCAAAACAAUCGCGUCAGACGCGUAAAACAUCGUGAAACAUGUAAGGAGUUGUUAUCGUAAGUGCCAUCGUGUUGAAUUUUACGUUUCUUUUUGUUUCACAAUACGGCCGAUUACUAGUGAAAGCAAAAUUUGGCUCGAUCCGCCGUUGUCUUUACGAAUUGGUUUUAUCGUCGGUGACGUACGGUUUUGGGGCACCGAGGCCAAACACGAAUCGCUGUUCAAGGAUGAGCGCGAACAAUGUGCAAGCACUUUUCGCAUGUUCCAGAUGCUUUUCAAGGCAUCCUUUUGAAGAACUUUCUCCAGGGCAACAAUUGUGUAAGGAAUGCAGAGGUGCAUUUCCUGUGGUGAAAUGUACAUAUUGUAGAUCGGAAUUCCAACAAACGAUAAAGGGCAAUACAAGCACUAUUUGUAAGAAAUGUGAACAAAAUGUGAAAUCUUAUGGUAAGCCAUCGGCCUGUGAAUAUUGCAAUACCAUAGCUGCAUUUAUUGGUAGUAAAUGUCAAAGAUGUACAAAUUCUGAGAAGCGUUAUGGGCCACCAGUUACUUGCGAGCAAUGCAAACAAAAGUGUGCCUUUGACAGACAAGAUGAAGAUAAGAAGGUUGAUGGAAAAUUAUUAUGUUGGCUGUGUACAUUGUCAUACAAACGAGCAUUGGCAAAAACAAAACAAUCCGAUGCUGAAAGGAGGGCACAUUUGAAAUUAGCACAACAACGAGCAGCAAAGCACAAAGAACAAAAAUUAAAGAGUCAUAAUAAGAGACCACACAGAAUAGAUGUAACGAAGCUACCGCCUCAAUCUGAAGGUGCGGACACAAAUGGUCCAACACCGGUGAAAGCAGCGCGAAUGGUUGGUGUCCAUGAUCCACAUGAUCCCAAUAGUUCGGAUCAUGUAGUCGCCGUUACACAACUUAAGGAAAAGAUAGCUCAUCUUCAGAAACAAAUAUCUAUUAAAGACGGGCAAUUACUUGCUAAAGAUAGACAAAUUACAGAAUUGAAAGCAAAAAAUUUUACAUCAGAAACAGAGCUGCGUAAUAAAAUGAAAGCGACAGAAAAAGAGUACGAAGCCAAAAUAUCGACGAUGCAACACAAGAUUUCCAGUUUGCUGAAAGAAGUUGCUUCCUUAUCGAAGAGUUCUAAGCGAGGUGAUAGAGUAGCUGCCACAAAAACAGAAGCUGGGACCAACAGUGGAAGCGGAACAGACAGUCCUGUACCUUGAUAAGGGACUUGGUUAGCCGUGACAACAUACUCAAAUGUCCAUACCCGCAUAAAUCAUGUGGUACAUUACAUAUAGCUAAUUGUUUCCAUUAACAAGGCAAAAUCUGUAUUAUUUUUCUAAUUAAUAUAGGAAUAUAUAUUGUCUUCGACGUGUACACGGAAAAUCAUACACGUUCUUCUUAAGGGGGAUGAUGAUGAUGAUGAUGAUGAUGAUGAUGAUGAUGAUGAUGACGAUGAUGCAAGUGCAAAGAAAGGUGUUAUUCAUAAGUUAGGUAGUUUCCCUCUUUCUGUUCCGUUUCACGACCAUCCCGCAAUCGCGAAUUUUUGAGACUAAAUAUCGUGAAAAAUUUGUUUAUAUUACGAAGAAACCGCCAUUUCGAAAUCGAAUUGUACAAUAAUGAAUCGGAGAGGCAUUUGAUCUCCGAUAGAAGUGAUUUUUAAAUUAAAAUUUACGAUCGAAGUUGAUACUUGCGAGAAAUGAACAGAGUUAUAUGCAGACACAUAUACACAUACACACACUAUAAUUGAGCAAUAGUGCUGCUGUAACAUUUUCCUAUCUAUAACGAUGAAGAUGUAACGACGAUGAACCAGGAUAUGGUGAUUGUAGAUCAAUUUACAAUAAAAGGUUAAAAACGAUA
Apis dorsata (giant honeybee) is the source of this 1956-nucleotide messenger RNA. RefSeq names its product protein FAM76A. Lineage: Eukaryota; Metazoa; Arthropoda; Insecta; Hymenoptera; Apidae. The coding region runs from base 330 to 1319 and encodes 329 amino acids. The transcript has 7 exons. The record is from RefSeq and is a predicted model, not a curated record.